Molecule: messenger RNA, 6859 nt
Organism: Perca flavescens (yellow perch)
Lineage: Eukaryota; Metazoa; Chordata; Actinopteri; Perciformes; Percidae
Gene: ppp1r37
Product: protein phosphatase 1, regulatory subunit 37
Exons: 13
Coding region: 1125-4691 (1188 amino acids)
Molecular function (GO): protein binding
Source: RefSeq, a predicted model, not a curated record
GUCUAUUGAACGUGCAGGGUAACGACGUGCUGACGUUAGACGUGUGAACAACAAACAGUUGUUGGACUUCAACAAGCUAGCGAAUGGUAACGCUAGACAAAAACAGGUCCAACGUACUUCUCCCGGAUAGAGAGGCGCCUACGGAACAUCUUUGUAAUUUCGCAAUAAGUAGCGCAUCAGUACCGGCAGGUGUAGCUUCGGCACGGUUUCCUAGCGCUAACGUUAGCCACCUAAACCUGCUCAUUGCUCGGAGUGUGACGCCUGUUUUUUUUUUCUGGCUGCCGCUGGUCGAGGGUUGUGAUGCGAGCCGAGUUGCAGCACGACAGAGGGUGAGACUAGAGCUACAGCCGGAAAACAUUUGUCUUAAAACAGAAGAAUGGACUUUCUCGGCGAGAAACAGACGACCUCACGUAUAGAAGCGGGUAUGCGACCGUACACGGGCCUGGAUGUCAUUGUUGGGCGACAACUUUAGCAAGCUAGCUAACAUUAGCGCGCUCAAAUCCAUGCAAAUGAAUUGGUUUGGUGUCGGGCAGUAAGCUCACUUUGCUAGCGUAAUGGAGGCACCCUGAGUGACUUGUACAUUUCAAUUGACUGUCCUGGUCCUCUCAAAUACUGCUGGCAAUGUGCUGACGACCAGGGAGCAUUUCGUCGGUUCCCACUUGGAGCAAUAGGACACGGUUGGCAGACAUUAUUAAGUGGUGGUUGCCUGCCUAGCUGAUAGUUGAGCAAAGUUGCCUGGUUUGACAUAUAAAUAAUUACUGAAACAGUAUCUAUUUCACAUACAUGUAGACAUCACAUAUUUCUUGUAUUGAUAUUGGUUUGAAAUUGCACUUUAUUUAUCACAUGUUUAAGGAUGCACCAAAGUAACCUGUGAUUUGGGGAUUGUAAAAACUAUAAUUCAUUUAACCCCAAGUAAACAAACUAGUUAAACUAUACGUAUAACUUUCUGAAUGCACUUGAAUAUAAUUUGGCCAAUAAAGCAUAGGUGCACAUUUACAUAUAUUGUUGUGAGGCAAAGGCCAGAGACAGGCUUAUCCAUGUCAGUUGGUUCCUAGUUACUGUUUAACCCAAUAUCUAGGCUGUCUGGCACAGUUAAAGACGCAAGUUUCACUGGAAAUGAAAACAUGAAUAUCGAAGAACAGUGUCUAGAUUUGUGCAAUGUCAAGACAAAAAGCAAUGUGGACGAUGAUCACAACACUACCAACAACACAGAAGGGAUCACCCCCAGGAUCUCUGAACUGAUGACGGACAGUAACACAGAAAAACAGAACAUUGUUCCCACAGAGGCCUCCGAAACAUACCUGAUGCCUCAUCUCACUGACAACCUUCAGGCAGCUGAGGAGGACAACCACCAGGCACAAGACACACUGGAAAUUGAUGAGGUCAAUGGAAACAGAAAGAGCAGUGCUCAAGACACCCCUGCAGUAGUGAAUCCCACUGACUUGAUCUUUUCUAAUGAUGAGAACAUGAAGGAUACUAAUCCUGCAACGUUUGUUGUGGAAGAAGGGGAUGAUGGUGGGGACAUGGACAUAGGUGUGGAUCUAAGUCUUGAUGAGAGUGGGGUGUUGGAGACUGAAUCAACAAAUGUCAGAUCAUUCUCAGACAAAACUUUAGAAUCCGAGUCCACCACGUCUCAGGAUGUCCCAGCUGGCAGCACGGCAGAGAGCCCGUUAGAUGCAAGCCAGACAAGCAGCACAGUAGCUUCUGCCACAGACCAGGCUGGACUGUACCCUUUGGUGGAGGAGUUUGGCGAUAAACACAAACCAAGUGGCAAAAGGGUGACUUUUCCCUCAGAUGAGGAUAUAAUCUCUGGAGCUGUGGAGCCCAAGGACCCCUGGAGACAUGCUCAGAAUGUGACGGUGGAGGAGAUCCUCUCUUCCUACAAACAAGCUUGUCAGAAACUCAACUGUAAACCCAUACCCAAAGUGCUCAAACAGAUACAGGAACUGAAAGACCUGACACAACGAAAUGAAUGCUUAGAUCUAAAAGGUGAGAAGCUGGACUACAAAGCAUGUGAGUCUCUGGAAGAGAUUUUGAAGAGGGUCCAGUUUAAAGUGAUAGACCUGGAGCAGACCAACCUGGAUGAAGAUGGUGCAUCAGCUCUGUUUGACAUGAUCGAGUACUAUGAGUCAGCCACACAUCUCAACAUCUCCUUCAACAAGCACAUUGGCACACGGGGAUGGCAGGCUGCAGCUCACAUGAUGAGAAAGACGAGCUCUCUGCAGUAUCUCGAUGCACGUAACACUCCCCUGCUGGACCACUCGGCUCCCUUCGUCGCACGAGCACUCAGGAUCAGUGGCAGCCUGGCAGUCCUCCACCUGGAGAACGCUGGUCUGUCUGGCAGACCGCUCAUGUUACUGGCUACGGCUCUGAAGAUGAAUAUGAACCUGCGGGAGUUGUACCUGGCAGACAACAAGCUCAAUGGCCUGCAGGACUCAGCCCAACUUGGAAACUUGCUCAAGUUCAACUACAACAUUCAGAUCCUGGACCUGCGCAACAACCACAUCCUAGACUCUGGUCUGGCCUACGUGUGCGAAGGACUAAAAGAGCAGAGGAAAGGUCUCGUCACUUUGGUGCUAUGGAACAACCAGCUCACACACAAUGGCAUGGGUUACCUCGCUGCUGCACUGCCAUGCACCCAGAGUCUGGAGACUCUGAACCUCGGCCAUAACUCUGUGGGUAACGAAGGAGUCCACAAGCUGAAAGACGGACUGAUUGGGAACCGCUCUGUGCUCAGACUGGGCCUCGCUUCCACCAAACUGUCCUGUGAAGGAGCUGUGGCUGUGGCUGAAUUCAUCGCUGAGAGCCCCAGACUGCUGCGCCUGGACCUUCGCGAGAAUGAGAUCAAGACAGGUGGACUGAUGGCCCUUUCACUCGCCCUAAAAGUCAACACGUCUCUGCUGCGUCUCGACCUUGACCGGGAGCCCAAGAAAGAAACUGUAAAGAGCUUCAUUGAGACCCAGCGCGCCCUGCUGGCUGAGAUCCAGAAUGGCUGCAAGAGGAACUUCAUCCUGGCUAAGGAGAAGGAGGAAACGGAGCAGAAGAUGAGGCAGUCAGCAUCCAUGGCUGAAAUCGCCACAGAGGAUGGGACCACAGAAGAAGAGGAGGAAGAACCAGCAGCAGAGGAGAGAGGGGACAAAGGGGGGAAAGAGGUAGAAGAAAAAGGUGAAACGCCAGGAAAUGAACGACAAACAAGCAGCGAGUCAGGAGACAGCAAUGAGACUACCAUUCCUGAAAUGAUCCUGGAGUCGGACUCAGACACUGAGGAUGAGGAGGACGAGGAGGUGGUAACAAAGUCCUCUUCCACGUCAAACUCCUCCCCUCGCUUAAACCAGACUGCUCCUCAUAUCCAGACAGGGGUUGCACAGCCCUUCCUCAGUGCCUCAUGUACAUCCUCAACCCUGUCUGCCUCACCUACCGGCAGCCCGAGUGUCAUUUCCGGCAUCACCGUCACAGAAUCUUCAGUUCCUCGUGGCACCCCUCCGUCUCCUGGUCGCUGUAUAUCUGUCUCUAGUCCAGGGAGAGGUCACAAGAUCUUCAUGGUAACUCGGGUGGAGAGCCCCCCUGAGCAGCUACAAUUCCAGAUGAGUGCACCUGCAGCUCCCAGCCAGGCUAAAGAGGCCUCAAAGAAGCCUGUAGACGGGAGCACACCCACGACACAGCCAACAUGGCCACCGCCCUCAUCUCCAACACAACUGACACAGGCGGACUUGAAGGAGAGCUCAGCUGCUCCGUCAACAGACUGUAAACUCAAAGAUCAGAGUCCUGUAGCACACUUAGAGUCCGCAGUAAAUACUACACUAGAGCCGCAGUCUACAAGUCAACCCACAGAGGAUGCGACAGCUAGCACUUUAGACCCAGAAGUGACAGAUCCAAGUCAACAAGCACUAGUCCUGCCAUCAAACUCCUCAUCGGCGCAGGCUGUAGCAUUUCCGCUCACAAAGGAGGUAAUGGAGAGCAUUAAAAGCCCCCAACCCAAGCCCACUUGUGUUGAGGAAAAGAAGGAAGGAGAGGAGGAGGAAGGUCUUAUAGAAGAUUUUAGUCAAACCCAGACUAGUAUCCCUGCAGAACAAUCGCAGCAGCCGUUAACAAUUGCUCUUGAACAGCUACAGGAUGAGCUAUCAACUGCAUCAGAGGAGAGACAGUUACCGAACCAAACAGAAGAAGAAGAGGCCCUUCCAAUAGAGGAGAAGCAGGAAGCGCCAGUAGACUUGGUGAAACCCAGUUUAACAGAGAAAGAGGACAGCCAGCCAACCCAAGAGGAAUCAUGUCCAAAGCAGCAAACGGAGGCAGAUGAACAGGCAGCAGAGCCUGUUCUCUCCGUCCAGACUGAUCAACAGGAACCAUCUGUCACUCUAGGUGGAGCUCAGGAGUUGAAUCCUCCAGCAAGAGAAGCCUCAAAGAGUCCUGAACUAGCCACGACUGAGUAUGUCUCCCCAGUCAAAGACGAGGAUUCACCCGAUGAGAGCUCUGCAGACGAAGACGAGUGUUUUGCCGAGGCUCCGGAGGAGGAGAUAGUCGGUUCAGCUCUACCCAACGGCCUGAAGCCUGAGUUCUCCCUCCAUCUUCUGGACGCCGAAAGCCCCAAGCCCGGCAGCUGUGUGAUGGAGCACGUGAGUGUCAGCUAUGGACAAGACCUGGAGGAGCUGCUGCUAGAAGCCAGUUUGGAGACGGGGAGAGACGCACCAUGAGGUGCACCAAAAGGGUUUUGAGGGACGGCGAGAACGGGAGAAAACAGCACUCGUCGAUAGAUUGUCUGGCUCUACUACAUGACAAGUUGCCCUACAAUGUUUUUGUCUUUUCUUUGACUUUACCAUCCACACAACCUUUCCAUAAAGAACAAAAGACCCGGUAUUACAGUCAAAGCUCUGAAAAUACAAGCAAAUUAGAGAAAGAAACAAAAAAAUACAAAAUCGACUUUUGGAGCUUUGCUGUGACAAAAAAGUUACACACUACAUCAACCACAGAAACACAGUUACAUAUGCAUAUUAUGCGGAAGAGAGAGAGAGAAAAAAAAAGAGAAAUAAAAUCACUCUGUUGUCACUACAUUUCGUCAAUCUGCAAUCUUUAUACACAAGCAGACGCCUGUGAGUGAGACAGAAGAGAGCUGGGGGGUUAAACACUAACCAAAGACAGAACACAGACCUUUCUCACAGCCCCUCCUGUUGCUCUCUUGUGUAGAUUUCCACUGUAGUUGGAGGAAUAACUAGCAAUUCUAUAUAUAUAUUUUUUUUUUUGUCAUAACACAUACACAAAGACAUAACAGUGAUAAUGAGAAAAGUGGGGUUGAUGGCACAUUCACAAGACAAAAUAGCGUUGACGGGCCCUACUGAGCGGACCUGCUGGCUUUAAACACUUGUUCUAGAGGUGGAUGUAGGUCAUUAUCAAAGGCUUUUAUAUCCGAGGAAGCUGAAGAUGUUAACGUGUCUGUUUAAAUGUCAACGUUUUAUGUCAGUUCCCAACUCCUGACCAUUUCUCUCCCUUCUGGGAAAGAAGAACUUUUAAGGGACCUCUGCCAAAGUGACUUCCCUCUCUGUGUUUUCUCCUCCUCUGCUCACUUUGGCCCCUCAGGAAUCAGCGUCCCCCUCCGGUCAGUCUUCUCAGAUCUGAUGUGGAGGAGCUGCAACUGUCUCUCUGCCUGCCUCUGCUGCAACAACAAAAAAAAGAAAGCUUUUUGAAGUCGGUAAUUUUGCUCCCAGCUGAAAAAAAAAAAACCAGAACGUCUGCAAAUGUCAGAAAGCAAGAUGUCUGCUAUUGGUUGAGUUAUUUACAUCUUUUUUUUUUUUUUCUUGAUUCUCUACAACACUCAGACACUAUUAUUGCUUUGUUCGACCAGUCAUUGUUGUGUUAAACUCUUUCACGAAAAGCAGCUCGGUCUCUGUCGACAUUUCCCCCCUCCUUCCUCCUGUCCCUCAGUCUUCCACUGAUACUUGCUGCCAUCUCCCCGCUCCAGCUCGUCAUUCAUGUUGCCUUCAAAACUCACCACUUCAGGUUCAGUCUUUGUUUUUUCUUUUGGGCUGCUUUGAGAAAUCACUUAUUUUCUAUUUAUUUUAUAGCUAUAUGAGCCUUUUCUGAUUUACUUUUCCCCCUUUUUUUUCUUCACCUCCAUCCUCAUUUUAUCUUUUUUGUUUUCCAUUUUGGGGGUUGCUUUUAAAGAUGAACCCUAUUUUGUUGAUGUAUAUUUCAGAUUCAAACUAGAGCAAAUAUUUAGUUUUGUUUUUUGGGGGGAGGGAAAGGUAAUCUGUGUUGGAAGAAAAGGUAAAUAUGGUUGAAUGGUUGACUAUAGCAGUCGGGGUGCAGUAAUGAAAGCAAACGCACGAAUGCAGCAAACAUUAGUUCUCAUCAAAAGUCCUGGUUGUUUUAACACUACUGUGCUGGGUGAGGCUGUGGCCACAAGGUGGCAGUGGUGGUUGUGUUGUUUUCUCACAGAGGAGACAGAAGUGAAAGGAUACCACAGUCUAAACAACAUCGUAUACAACACACUGCAGGCGCUGAUGUCUCUGCUCAAAUCCAACUUCUGUCCUGAAUUUUCCCGAGCAAGGAUUUAGGAAGAAACUUCACACGAAAUGUCAACUUCAUGUAUGUUCGUGAAGAGAGCUGCUUUGAUUAUUUCCUGAAGCAGAUACGGGCAGGUGUGUUGUAUUUUAUUUUAUUUUUUUCCUUCUUAAAAGGAGCAGCAUUCAACCCUCAUGCUCCUCUUCACCCAAGUGAUAGUUUGCCCCCACUGUUUGUUAUGCUUUAAUUUUUAGAAAUUUUUAAUAAUAAUUUGUUAACUUAAUUGAAAUGUGCUGGUAAUCACAAAGAUAUGUAUGGCGAAAUUUGUUCCUCUCAAAUAAAUGCAUGUAAUGACUAAAUGAUA